CACCGAUCGUCCCAAGAACACAAGGUCACGAGCUGCUCACUCGAUACCGCACUUCAGCCAGCUGCAGCUUAAUUAAGCUCAGCGAGAGUUGCAAUGACGACAAUGCAAGCCCCAGCGGCAUCUUCCAAGAUGGUGCUCGUGAUGUUCCUGCUCGCCUUGGACUUGGCGGGGGCAGCCGCCGACAGUAGCCGGAGGAGGCUCGUCUCCAGCAGCUCCGACGAGCCGUGCAAGCAGAUGACGCUCUACCUCCACGACAUCCUCUACAACGGCACCUUCUUCGGCAUGCUGGUGGUGUUCGACGACCUGGUCACGGAGGGGACAGCGCUACCGGUCGGGGACGAGGAGCCGGCGGCGCGCGCGCAGGGUUUCUACUUCUACGACAAGAAAGAAUCGUACAACGCAUGGUUCACCUUCUCCCUCGUGUUCGACUCCAAGGCGUACAAGGGCACCCUCAACCUCAUGGGCGCCGACCUCAUGGACGACGAGACGCGCGACCUCUCCGUCGUCGGCGGCACCGGUGACUUCUUCAUGGCGCGCGGCAUCGCCACCAUCCGCACCGACGCCACCGAGGGCUACUUCUACUUCCGCCUCAAGAUGGACAUCAAGCUCUACGAGUGCUACUUCUGAUCUGAUAAGUUAUCAAGAUGGUUUAUAAAUCGCACGCACGCGUGUGCCGAUAAGGAUCAAGGAGUGAUGUUGGUGCUGUUGUUUUUCUUUGUGUGAUGAGUUGCAUGCAUGGGCAUGUGAAUUUUGUGCCAUUCCUGUAUGUUUCACGCCCACAAGAGUUUUAAUCGUAUGAUGUUUUAUUCUGCUUAUUUAUGGAAAAUCUAUUUAUACAUUUACA
This is a messenger RNA of Triticum dicoccoides, 844 nucleotides long. Its product is annotated as dirigent protein 5-like. Lineage: Eukaryota; Viridiplantae; Streptophyta; Magnoliopsida; Poales; Poaceae. The transcript has a single exon. The record is from RefSeq and is a predicted model, not a curated record. The coding region runs from base 94 to 627 and encodes 177 amino acids.